Messenger RNA from Bolinopsis microptera, 1932 nucleotides. RefSeq lists its product as uncharacterized. Bases 1 to 1932 code for a protein of 643 amino acids. NCBI's taxonomy places the organism in Eukaryota, Metazoa, Ctenophora, Tentaculata, Lobata, Bolinopsidae. Gene Ontology annotation, molecular function: catalytic activity. The record is from RefSeq and is a predicted model, not a curated record. The transcript has a single exon.
AUGGUGGAUCAUAUAAAUGAGGAAACACUGCAAAUAGACAACAGCAGUAAAGUCGACGAGUUAUCCCACACCGCAGGACAAAAUCAGAACCUCUCAGUUGUAUCAUGGAAUAUCAAUGACAUAUCUCAUCAUUCACUAGGAAAGAAAACCGAGAUUGAUGAGUUUCGUGAGAUCAUCAAGAUUUCACCGAUAUUUUGUCUACAAGAAACAAAGGGAGAAGUAGUGGUGCCUAACUACCGCUGCUUUAACAAAAACAGGGAAUCCUCAAGAUCAGGAGGUCUAUGCAUUGGUGUGCAACGGUCGCUCGAAAAGUACAUAACCCAAAUCGAAACAGGUUCAACGGACAUCCAAGCAAUAUCCAUUUCGAAAACGUACACUAAGACCGAAAAGAACAUCACUCUGAUAAACAUCUACGACUCACCCGAAAAUUCCUCAUAUAAGAUUAGGAUGAGGAGUCUUGGAGCUGAGGAAAAUACUCUUGAAGCUCUUCUCCACUUUGUCGGUGAGCAACUUGGUCACUCUGACAUCAUGCUAGUAGGUGACCUAAAUGCCCGUACAGGUGGUGUCAACUUCAUCCCAGUGACCAAAGACUGGAUGAAAAAGAAGAACUCGAAUGCACCCAAACCUUGCCGGGCUAGUAAAGAUUCUGUACUAAAUGAAAGAGGUAAUAGAUUCCUUGACUUUCUGGGUAGCUGUGACCUCACUCUCUUAAACGGCAAUGUUAUUGGUGACAUUUUUGGAGAGUUCACCUGCUAUCAAUACAACGGACAAAGUGUUGUUGACUACAUUGCAGUUUCUCCGAGCAUCAGGGAUUUGGUGAAGCGGUUCAAAGUUCUCUCUUUAACCAAUCUAUCAGAUCACAGACCUAUCCUCUGUCAACUCUCGGUUAGAAUUCCGAUGAUAGCUGCUGAACUUAUUCAAGAGCUUCAUCAAGAUGCACCUAAAAGACCGGAAUGGGAUGUAGACACUACGGCACAACUGUUUACCGAUAAUCUGAACAAGGCCGAAAUAACAAAACAGCUAUUGGAUAUUUCGACCUCAACCUUUGAUUCUGCUGAAAACAUUUACUCCACUAACAAGAAGUUCGUUCAAAUCCUCGAAAGCGCCCUUGCAACCGAUCAGCCCCCAAACUGUGUCAAUAGUGAGAAAAAGAUGAGGUGUUUCUCUAAAAAUAAACGACGUAGUAAACUCCGCCCAAAACAAAAGUGGUUCGACGCUGAGUGUAUUACAACAAAGCGAGAGCUUAAUACUUUAACAAGGAAGUACGGAAAAAACCCCUUGGACGACCUUCUACGAAUCCGCUACUACUCGAGGAAGAAAGAUUAUAAAAGAUUAAUAAAAAGAAAAAAGGCUGCUUUCUUCCAAGAACUGAACCAGGAUAUUCUACAGGAAAACAAGAUUUCGUGGAAGAACAUAAAGAAAUUGAAGAAGUUUAAUGAAAAACCCUCAAAGCUUGACAUAUUCGACAUGGCGAAGUUCUACCAAUUCUUUCUGGAUCUCUACAAAAAGAAGGAUACAAACUUCCCACAGAAUAGAUCAGUGACCCGGGCAAAUGAACAAAUACUGAGCAUACUUAACGAUGAUAUAUCAUCAAAAGAGGUUGUUGAAGCAGUGAAAACACUUAAGAACGGUAAGGCGGUUGGACUAGAUUGUUUACUCAAUGAGCAGCUGAAGUCCGCCGUCCAAAACCACUGCGCCCUCUCAGUGUUGGUUAAGCUCUUUAAUGGUUGCUUGGACCUUGGCGUCUAUCCAUGGAACACUACGAUCGUGAGCCCACUCCAUAAGAAAGGUUGUAUUUAUGACCCUGAUAAUUACAGGGCCAUUGCAAUCGGGAGCAACCUUGGUAAACUGUUUUCGACAAUAUUAUUAGAUCGUUUAUUAAAGGACCAGUUAACUGAAAAAUUUGUAGUCUCCAAUUUGGCUAAGAUUUAA